UCCUCCCGACCAUGUAUCACUCGGAUCUAUUCCAGCAAUACGGACCGUCCUACGCCGUGAGACCACCCCAUGCCCUGCCGCCAACCUACCCGACUGCCAGCGGGCACCAUGAACCCUACAGAUACCCAGAGCUUGAAGUUCCCCCCGGUCAGCGAUACGAUGGUCUCUUCGCAGCGCUGGAUACUUCCCAAAGGAUUCUGGGAGCAGCACCCCUCACCCCCCUGUCCCUGCCCCCAGGUCCAGCUCUGGGGUUCGGCCAGCCACAGCCCCCUUGUGAUGCUCCGAGACUUCCCGGGAACGUAAAGAUGAACCUGGAAAACCGAGAUCUCUGGAAACAGUUUCACGCCAUCGGGACCGAAAUGAUCAUCACAAAGUCUGGGAGGAGAAUGUUUCCCCAGUGUAAGGUCAGCAUCACCGGCCUGGAGCCUGACGGUAAAUACGUCCUCCUCGCUGACAUUGUCCCAGUGGACAACUCUCGAUACAAGUGGCAAGAAGAUCACUGGGAGCCAAGCGGGAGGGCAGAGCCGAGGUUACCCGAGAGGGUCUACAUCCACCCGGAUUCUCCAGCCCCCGGGUCCCACUGGAUGAAGCAACCCAUCUCCUUCCACAAGAUCAAGCUAACCAACAAUACCCUGGACCAGAUGGGUCAUAUCAUCCUGCACUCCAUGCACCGCUAUCAGCCCCGCUUCCACAUUGUCCGGGCCCAGGAUGUGUUCAGCCGCCGGUGGGGGGGCUGCUCCUCCUUCACCUUCCCGGAGACCAUGUUCCUGACUGUCACCGCGUACCAGAAUGAGAAGAUAACGCAGCUCAAGAUCCAGACAAACCCGUUUGCAAAAGGAUUCCGGGAGGACGGGCUGAAGAGCAAGAGGGAACGUUCCGUCCGAGUGAAGAGGAAGCUGAGCAGUGCGGAGCUGGAGGAGGAGCAGGAGCCGUAUCCACCAGCCGAAUGUAAGAGGCCACUGUACUCCGGACCAUGUGACUCACCCUGGACAUAGCUGGGGGUCUUGCUCUGCCCCCCGCUCCCCAGUCCGGACUGCUCUUUCCAUCUCAUCACUCCACCAAACCAGACACCCCCCUCAGCUGAGGCGGCGGACCCCUCCCCGCUCCCGAUUACAGCCAACCAGGAGCAAGCGGCCAACCUGGAGAUGGACCCCCAGACUACAGACAACUACAUGCGGCCGGAGAGUCAGGCCUACCCACAGAUGCCAGCCGGCCAAGAUGGCGGCCUGUACACAUGCCAAAGUGACCCACAGGCUGCAGGGGUCAACCGCCCACCCAACUACCAGCGCUUCCCGUCAGUGUUCCCGGCCCCGCAGGAUCCCCCUCAACUCUACAAUGGCCAAUCAGAAUACAGGCUUUACGCACAGGACAUGGCCUGCCCGGGGGACUACGGCCCCGCCUCCUGCGCCAUUCCUCCUCCAACCAGGCCAGAAGAAGUAGAUGGCGGCAUCAUCAGAGGUUACCCUAAGAACUCCGACCUCCGGUUCCAGCAUUUUCUGCCCAAUUCGGGACCCAAGCUCGGACUGCAAUUCUCCGGUGCUCAGAUUCAGCGUCUGUAUACCGGUGGCGGCUGAUUGUGACCGGUCAGGACCCCCCCCCCAAUCAUUAUUCGGGAGGACAUGUUUGUACAGGACUGACUUGUGUGUGUAGAGGGGCAGAGAUAUCGGACAUUAAGAAGGAACCCCGAUAGAGACUAAAGAGGACGAUUGCUUUUCCCAUGUUCGUCCCCCUAGAUGUUGCUUUACUUUGGGGUUACAUUUUUUUUUUGGGGGGGGGGGGUCAGACCCGUCUAUCAGCAAAUUGCUACUGCCCCAUCUACGGAAGUGGUCUGCAUACUGUAGACCUCCAGCUGUUGCAAGACUACAACACCCAGCAUGCAUUGGUCACCAGCUAUAUGAUCCAGAACAGUGGAUGCAGCCCCCGGAUGCCAUUAUUGUUCCCUCCCUUACCUGUGUGAAACUACAACUCCCAGCAUGCCCUGAGAGAAGUAGAGGCACAGGUUAGGUAUAACCGCUUUAGGAGUGGAUGUGACACCCCCCCCUAAAAUGUUGUACAGAUUAUAUUUUUGAUACAUUUUUUUGUAAAUUGAAGAAAAAAAAAAAUCCCAGACCGAUCAAUACCGGACCUCUGGAGACACUCAGCCAGGGGAUUAAAAAAUUAAUAAUUAGAUUUUUUUUUAGAAACAGCGCCGCUCUCUUCUUCAGGUUGUGUGCGGUACUGCAGAUCAGUUCAAAUUAAAUAGUCGUAAUACCACAUGCUACCUAAGGACAGGGGGACGGCGCUGUAUUGUUAUUCCUGAACACCCUCUUAAAGAGACAUCGCCACUAUUGUCUGUAGUCAUGUGACCAGUAGUAUGAACUAUAUGUUGUAUUUACUCCCUGUCCCCAGUCUGAAACGGCUGAUAACAGGGAGCACUAGCCUGCAUUCACUGUGUGCGCCUUUGAAUAUCUUCCUCUUUGAGUUGUUAUUCUCUCCAGUCUAUUUCUGUCUUUUUUUUGUGUAUUUUAAUUUAUCAGAUUUUUUUUUUUCACUUUUUGUUCACAUUUUUGCAUUAAAAUAUGUUAAAACGAGUCUGACGCUUUUUAGUACAAGGAAGGCGAAGACAACAAUGGCUGCCGUUCGCUUCGACACUACAGAGAGCGAAGUUUUACAUUUUUUUUUUAAUGCAAUGUGCAGCAUGCUGGGAG
This is a messenger RNA of Hyla sarda, 2687 nucleotides long. RefSeq names its product T-box transcription factor TBX6-like. Gene Ontology annotation, molecular function: RNA polymerase II cis-regulatory region sequence-specific DNA binding; DNA-binding transcription factor activity, RNA polymerase II-specific. The record is from RefSeq and is a predicted model, not a curated record. NCBI's taxonomy places the organism in Eukaryota, Metazoa, Chordata, Amphibia, Anura, Hylidae. Gene Ontology annotation, cellular component: nucleus. Gene Ontology annotation, biological process: regulation of transcription by RNA polymerase II; cell fate specification; positive regulation of DNA-templated transcription.